AUGGGGCCUACACCGCCUGGGUCUUCGGUUGGGUUUCAGGGUGACAAUGUUGGGCAAUCAUCGUCACGUUGUAUGAGAUGUACGCGUCCCAACCCAGCAUCGAAUAGCCAGUCACAACGGGAAACCAAGGACGCUAACUGCUCAUAGUGAAAGUAUCCUAUGCGUUUGACGAUAAGAAUAAAUCAAACUGCCUCGCGAGGUGGCCGCACUUGAUUACCACCAGGGUGGUCGAGCUGGAUAAGGACACGAUGGUGGGAGCUGUAGAGUUCAAGACUUGCAUAUUGAGCAUGAUUUCUGCCAGGUUAGGAUCAUUACAUCUGUGUGGGGAUUGGAGUGGCUGAUUUGCGGGAACUUGGCUCUUCCCUUCCUUUAGUCCUGAACUCGUGGCAACUCUUGGGCAGGAUUACUCGGUCUACGCGUUCGAUUAUUCCGAGGUUGGGGUUCCUCUGGUUGGUUGUGGCAUGCUUUCGUGGGCGAUGGCGACUGUCAAUUCGAACAAUCCCUCGACAAACGCUUCCAUGAUCACGGGACGUGUUGUGUCCAACAGCUUUGGCUUUUUCAGCAACGAUGGAGUCAAGGAGACCUUGAAUGUCAAAUUGAAGCUUACGCCGGUCGAUACUUUUACCCAAGCGCAGUUUGUCGAAUCGGUGCAUGCAUACAACGCCCUUUCGAAGGUGAUACCCGGUGGUUUCGAUGCGUCUGCUUGGACGAAUUACCUUAAUGCAAACCCGCGUAUAUUGGCCCCUCCCGGAGGCUCAACGCCGGCUACAUCUAAGCUUUCUCAGAAGGGCGCUACUCUUCAACCACCGCCAUCCAGCAUGGGAGAUUGCAAUCCUACUUCUGGGGAGGAGAAUGGCGAACCUCCACAGAAGAAGGCUAAGACGGGGUCGGGUAAGGCGAGGAAGCCUAAUAAUGGUAAUCGGAAGAAGAAGGUGGCUGCCGCGGCAGCGCCCGGGGCUCCCCUUGAGUCAAUUCCGGAGAUGAUUCCGUUGCCUCCACCCCCUCAAGUGAAGGAAGAUAUAUCACCUCCACCUCCUCCUUCGCAGCCGUCCCCUACACCGACACCCCCUGAGCUUUGUCAGGCAAUGCCAAGUAACAACCCGAUGACACCUAUGCCAACAACUGUAUUUUCCCCGGCGUAUGCAAACUCACCCCCCCGAACCGUGGACUCGAGGACCAUGAGGUCAUCGCCGCCCACUCAGCUCGAGCCAUCUAGAAAUGAGAUAUCACCAACUCCCACAAGUCCCGUUCUACCAUCUCUCUGCCCGGAUGUACCAUCACCGGAUGACCUAGAGCGGCGGUUAGAUGCCCUCUUCGAAGAGGAGGAAGAGGAGCUUAAGCCUCCGCCUGUCUGUCCCGAACAACUGACGACAACGGUAGAGACAGCCCCGGAGGAGGGGAGCCCGCCGGAUGAUCAACCGGUCACUUCUUCUAUGCUGGAGCUACCGAAGAUCCCCAUGCCUGUUUCUUUGCCUGACAAUGUCAACAUGAGCGCAGCGCCUUCACCCGAUUCGACACGAGUAAUUGCAAAGCCCAAGUCCCAGAAGAGAAAAUACCCUCGAAAACCUAAGCGGUUGAUGUCUGAUGGGGCAGCAUCCAGUGAAUUGGGAGAAGAGAGGGAGCCUGCUAAAAGAUCAAGGAGCGAACGACCACAACCCAAGCCUCGCACAGCUGCCCAUGUCAAGGAGAGGAUUGAAAUGCAAUUGGUUCAGGCAGUGACUCAAGGGAAAAUGCCCAACUUUUGCAUGAAUUGUGGGGCGAUUGAAACGCCUACGUGGAGAAAGGUCAUGAUUGCUAGGGAUGAUAACGAUGAGGAUACCAAGGGCAAGGACGUAAAGACCGAGAAGGGUGAGAAAGAGAUAUUGCUAUGUAACCCUUGUGGGCUCUGGCAUGCUUCGCACAAGACUAUGCGUCCGCAAGACUACUGGGAUGGAAAGAAGGAGGAACCCACGGCGCCGGUCAAGAAGCCCCGAGUAAGAAAACGCAAGCAGCCGGCGACAGCUAAGCAGAUGUCCAAGGAAGCCCAACAAUCGACUGCAACGCAACUACCAGGACCUCUUACUGGACCAAUUGUGGUGCUAGAUGAGGAGGAAGUGCCCCGGCAUGCGCCGGCAACGGUUCGGAAGAUCCUUGCAAUGACUCCUCGGGGGACGAGAUCCGUGAAGGGGGGUAAUCCGGAAUGGGAAGCUGCUUCUGAAGCUGCGAAGCGUGUUGUCCAAUCUAGUCCUAUAAAGCCCGGGACUGUGGAUAGUCCUAUUGAUUUGGAUGGCCUUGAGUCGAAGUCAAAAUCACCAAGACGGCUAUUGUUCACGAAGCCUAAUGUCAAUGGCGCAGCUAAUCCGCGACCACAGAGCUCUAGCGAUAGUGACCUAACAAGUAAAUCUUUCCAAGAGGAGACCACAGCAAGAGACGUCGGGAAGGAGAAUCGCGCCCCAAACUGCCUAGAGCCAAGGGCUCCUCCAGGCGUCACUGCACUCGAUAAACCGACAACCCCCCAGAAACGAAAAGUAGUCCCUCUAUACCCCCGAACACCCAUACGAACCGGUAGCAGAACAAACCUUGGCUCGCCCAGCCCCUGGAACGCCGCUAUAUUCUCCUCCGCCAAAAAGACGGGAAGUGGACUCUCACCCGAGCACCGCCGCCUCUCCUCUCCACAGCGUCGAAACCUCUCCCCGACAUCGGCCUUCCUAGAGAAGCUUUUGGAGGGCGCAGAUAUCGACAUUGCGUCGAGGAACCUAGAAGAAAUGUCUACGGAUAUCCUCGACACUUCACCAAACCAGCACCACCUCCCGGACUCGGCCUUCAAUUUUGGCGACGAUAUAUUCGGCACGGACAUGACCAUGCCUAGCUCCCCACCGCUGUUUAACCUGGAUGGUGUGGUGGGCAAUGACACUGUGAACAAUGCUCUUUGGAGCGAGUUCUUGCCGUCGACGCCGGACAUGGGCAACAUGACCUGCGGGCUUGACAUAUUUGAGGAUAUCCGUGGGGUUGAGGGGCGAGGGGAAGGGCAGAGUGAAGGUGCUGGUCCUGGUGAUGGUGAUGGGGAUGAGGAUGGGGAUGGAGGACAGAGGAGUGAGAGUAGUAGUGUUGUACCGACGCCUUCUACAACAAGUGGCGGCAGGGUGGACUUUUCGUCAUUUAUUGACGAUGUAUCAAAGGCUGUGGCUACAGGCGUUGGGGAGUAG
Molecule: messenger RNA, 3185 nt
Organism: Tuber aestivum (summer truffle)
Lineage: Eukaryota; Fungi; Ascomycota; Pezizomycetes; Pezizales; Tuberaceae
Source: the annotation of a GenBank genome assembly